Molecule: messenger RNA, 2231 nt
Organism: Chara braunii
Lineage: Eukaryota; Viridiplantae; Streptophyta; Charophyceae; Charales; Characeae
Source: the annotation of a GenBank genome assembly
GCGGAAGAGGAAAGGUUCUCUCGUAGCAUGUGGGAGGACGGGGGCGUGACAAGUUCUCAAGGUCCUGCUUAUGGAGAGAUGGAGCGUAACCCAUCCCGUCUACUUGGUCUACUCGAAAACUUUUGCAAAGCUGGGCAAACUGUUUUUUUCUUUGGGAAGGCGCAUGCGUCUGUUGUGUGGGGACUCCUCCGCACCGGUCGGAACGUCGUCACGUUGGAGAAGGAGGCGAGGAUGAUCGACUACGUUCACGAGUUCGUGAAGACACACGUUGCAGACACUCGCAAUGCUUUCGAGUUUGUCCGCACCACCGACGAACGAAACUGGGAUCCCAAACGUGACAUGUAUUGGAAAUUGCCGGGGAACAAAAGGACGGACGUUUGGGACUUCCUUUUCGGACCCGGACCGCCUGGUCCGACCGACCUCGAAUACAGUCGACGGAGAAACCUGGUGUUCGCUGUGCUCAAUGGGUACCCCGGUGCACCCAGGGAGUCUGUCUCGCACUUCCUGAGAAGGCUGGACAACGUUUACUUCACGCUGGCCGAACCGCUCACUCUCGAAAACUACAAGUCACAGCUUGACGAGGAGGACCCUUUCAACGCUGAAGACAUGGAGGAGCUGAGCGACUCCGAAACCUUCGAUUUCGAGUCCAUGCCACUUCCUCGGGUGGUUGGACAGCGCAUGCCGCAACCUCCGCCGUCCGGUCAGCAUCCGGGAAGGGGUGGUGGUGGAGACGAAGGAGACGGCGCAGGUGGCGGAGGAGACGGCUCACAGUUUGCCGGAAAGGGGACGGGUGAGACAUCGUCGGUAGAGAAGGCGUCCGACGGAAAGGGGUCGGGCGGAAAGGGGUCGGGCGGGAAGGGGUCGGGCGGGAAGGGGUCGGGCGGAAAGCGUAGAACGUCCGGGAGUCCCCAGUAUAUGGAAACUGACCCUCACUGUGUAGGGAGUCGAGAUUUCGACAUGCGAGACGAGGCCACCCUGACGUCUGAUCAAGUGCGAGUAGAUUCACAGUUGUCUGCGAGGAGUUUGUUUCCCAUUGCCCAGGAGAGGUCUCUUGUGCUCAACACCUUGCUCCUGAAAGAGGGCGCGUCUUCGUUUUGCCUGGAGGGCGGGAUGCCUGCAUUGCAAAGGAGCGAAGACUGGCGGUUUUGCGACGUGCUGGAGGGGCCCGCUCCAGGAGUGUUGGAGACCGGGAGUAGCGAGAACGAACGUCACACUCCUGGGGAAGACGAGCGCUCUCUGGGAACGCGUGCUGUACAUCAGGAAGAGGAGACUCAACGUUGGCAGUCUCGCAAAGUGUUGGAGACCGGGGGUAGCGAGUGUGAACGUCAUACUUCGGAGGGUGCGUCCGUGGACACUGACAGCGAGAGUGCAGGAGCUCGGGGGGAAACGCAUGCUGUACAGCGGGGAGAGGAGACUCGACACGGGCCGGCUCGUGAAGACGUAAAGUGGCUCCACGCACGAGCGCUGGUGAUCGGGACAUCCGAAGAGGUUCUGCACAGUCGCUCGGCUGUGGCCACGACGCGAGAGGGUGUCCUUAAGGGAGGUCAGUGGACGUCCGUGCAAGCUCCCGUUCUUGACGACGAUGAAGACGAAGAAGAACCCGUGGUGGAAGCUCAUGUUCAUGGCGAUGAGAAAGGCGGAGAACCCGUGGUGGAAGGCUCUGAGGUGACUGUCGACAUCCGGACGGAUCCACAACGAAAAUAUGGUGAUUCUUUGCCCACCCGUUGCGGUGAAGAACAGGGUGGUCGAGCGUCUGUCAUGAGCACCGCUCGGGGAAUGGUGCUUCGUGAAGCCAUAGAGGUGGGUGAUGACUCGGCAGCCACCGAGCUGGUUAGCGACUCAGGCGUGACCGAGAUGCAGAACGUCGAAUCCUCCGUGGAAGGCGGUGAGGUGGCCGUCUGCAUCAAGAUGGAUCCAGAGCGGAAAGAUCAUGAUUCUCCGUCCACCCGUUGCGGCGCCGAUCAGGGUGAUCGAGCAUCUGUCCUCAAUACCGGUCGGGAAAUGGUGGUUCAUGAAGCCAUCGACUUGCCAAGCCACUCAACUGCCAUCGAGCUGGUCAGCGACACAGCCGUAACCGAGGUCCAAAACCUCGAAUCGUCCGUGGACGUUGGCGCAGUGGCGCGACAGGAGGGCGAGUUCCCUCAAAGGGCUCCCGAGCACGGUAAGAUUUGUGAAUAGGACCACUCGCAUAUCUGUCAAUAGCCAGCUCUGUGUUCGUCCAAAUUGAUGUC